AUGGCGCAUGUGGCCACACGCACUGUGCUUCUUUUGACCCUGGCCCUGCGUGCACUUGCACUUGCAGCUCCAUCGUGCCUGGCACCGGCCUUAGUUGUGGAAUGCUCCAAGUUUACCUCUUCCGCGAAAUCCCUGUCUUGGGAUCGGCUGCAGGAUGAAGACGGCUACGGCACGCUGCUCCUGCAGAAAGAGGGAAGAAAGGCCUACACCGCCUCAGCCGCAACGGGCCUUCAGACCAACUUGAGAAUGGAAUCUGCCAGUCGGGUACUGAAACAGCGCGUGAAGCGGAGGCACCUGGCCAUAGUCUUGCACCCGAACUCCUCAAUCGGAGCGCGCUGCGUUUUGCUGCUGUUGAUCAAGGGUCUUGGAAAUUGUGAGGACGGCUGGUGUGUCUAUGGCGGCCUUGGCGAAUGGACCAGCAACUGUGCAGUCAGCCGACGAAAGGCUGACCCGCGGAGCUUCGCCGAGUUCUUCAACGAGUUUUACAAGUUGUACAUACCGCAGUCCAACAUGUCAAAGACGCUCAGGCUGCCCGAUGGGCGCAGCCUUCACAACAUCGUCGACUGGUCAUAUCCCCUGGACGAUGCCUACUGCUGGAUUUUGGGCUGGUACGACCUGGACCGGAAAGCGGCCGUCAACAACUACACCUACCUCACUGAGGUUUCAACGGCCUCGUGCCGAAGUCUGGAGCAGAGCAUUCCCAACUAUCAUCAGAUUAGCCUCAAUGGCCUGAUGGAGGAGUCCAAGAAAGACACGGAAGAGAUCGACAACCUUUGGGCAUCGCAAGAGCCGGCGCCAGUGCUGCAUCUGUCCCAGGACUUUGUGGACGGGAUGAAACUACAUGCAGCAGCCAAGUGUCUGCUGGCUGGCGGUGAGGGUGGCGUCUGCGACGUUGCCAACUGCGCGUUGCGUGGUUGUCGCUUAGACAAUGACAGGCGACUGCCCUCCGGUGUAGUGGCUCGGGUGAGCGUGGAGUACACGCCCUACUUGUAUCCAGUCAGGGCCGACAUCACGAGCCCGAGAAGCUGUCUGCCUGAUGAAGACGGCUAUGGCACGCUGCUCCUGCAGAAAGAGGGAAGAAAGGUUUCGGUGCAGGUUCUUGCAGUGGAUUGUCAUCGGCCAUUCGGCUGCUGGGAAGUUCUGUCCAGUGGCAAGAUGAUCUUGGCAGAUAAAGCCCUGGUGCCAAUUCUGGAGGUUCUUGCCAAGCGCCCAGGCUUCACUCGCACAACGGCUCGAAGAUAA
Molecule: messenger RNA, 1242 nt
Organism: Symbiodinium natans
Lineage: Eukaryota; Dinophyceae; Suessiales; Symbiodiniaceae
Source: the annotation of a GenBank genome assembly